Messenger RNA from Heteronotia binoei (common prickly gecko), 1436 nucleotides. It is a transcript of the gene ADAT3, whose product is annotated as adenosine deaminase tRNA specific 3. Gene Ontology annotation, molecular function: tRNA-specific adenosine-34 deaminase activity. The coding region runs from base 243 to 1343 and encodes 366 amino acids. The transcript is spliced from 2 exons. The record is from RefSeq and is a predicted model, not a curated record. Gene Ontology annotation, cellular component: nucleus; cytoplasm. Lineage: Eukaryota; Metazoa; Chordata; Lepidosauria; Squamata; Gekkonidae.
GAAGACGCGGGAGGCCCGGCAGCUGGAGGAGGGGGAAUGAGGCUCCGGGUAGGUGGGGCGGCGGAGUAUAAGGGGAGGGUGCCAACCUCCCGGACUGCGAAUCUCCCGAACUUUCAGCUACGGUUGCCAUCCUCCAGGUGGGGGCUGGAGAUCGCCCGCUUUACAACUCAUCUCCAGCUGCAGAGAUCAGCUCCACUGGAGAAAAUGGCUGCUUGGAAGGGUGGGCUCUUGGGCAAUGUACCAUGCUAAGGCCCUCUCCCGGAUCCACCCCCAAAGUCUCCAGAGAGCGCGGUUGUCAUGCAGCUACGCUGAUGGAGCCGGACUGCAAACGGCGGAAGACGGAAGAGCUGAAAGAUGCGUCUCCUUGGCAAGCGGUGCUGGUUCUUUCCGAGCGGGAAUUGCAGAGUGUCACGCUGAUGCCAGUCUACGCCGCCCCUGUCCUGGACAAGAAGGAGGCAUCGCGUUUGGUGAAGGAGGUCUCGGCGAUCUACCCGCUGGGUGAUUACCCACACUUGAAGCGGGUCCGCGCUUGCAGCUCCGGGCACAGCUCGCACCCGUUGGAGAUGAUCCUGUGCUUGGCGAGCGACGAACGCGAGCGGGAGACUUUACGGACUCUCUCAGGACUCUUUCCCGGUGGUCAACUGAACCUGUCCGGCUUGGGGGAACCUUUCUUGACCCAGGUGCCGGUCCACCCGCCCUUGACCAGACGCCAGUAUGAGGAAGCUGCCUCCCACUGGCCGGUCUCCUUCCACGAAAACAAACGCAUCACCCAGGCCCUGAACGGGUGUCUGUUCACUCCGUCAGAGAAGGCUGCCAUGCAAAGUCACAUGGAGCUGGCCAUCCAAGUUGCGCAGAGUGGGGAGAGGCAAGGAAUGAAACCGGUAGGGGCCGUGGUGGUCGAUCCAAUCACCGGGAGAGUCCUUGCAGCGGGGCACGACUGCAGGGAUGGCAUCAACCCCCUACUCCACGCCGCCAUGGUCUGCAUUGACCUGGUGGCCUGCGGCCAGGGAGGAGGGGCGUAUUGUUACCAAGACUAUCCUGGUUGCACCUUUCUUCCGUUGGCCAAUAGCUCGGACCAGGCCUCCUCUGGCCCCGACGGGCUACCAUACAUCUGCACCGGUUAUGACAUGUACUUGACGCGGGAGCCUUGCGUGAUGUGUGCCAUGGCGCUGGUGCACUCGCGCAUUGAGAGGGUCUUCUACGGGGCCCCCUCCCCGCACGGAGCCCUGGCGACCAAGUUCCACAUCCACAGCUGCAAAAACCUGAACCACCGCUACGAGGUUUACCGGGGCAUUCUGGAGGACCGGUGCCGUAACUUGGAACAGAUUUGUGUUCCUAAGUGACUUGUAACGGAGGGCUUCUUUUGAGGGAGGUCUGUCAUUCUUAUGCUUCUUUUUACCUUUUUGUUAAAAAGAUUAAAUCAUUUAUAGAAUGCU